Messenger RNA from Trichoplusia ni (cabbage looper), 1332 nucleotides. Its product is annotated as snake venom serine protease NaSP-like. The record is from RefSeq and is a predicted model, not a curated record. The transcript has a single exon. Gene Ontology annotation, biological process: proteolysis. Lineage: Eukaryota; Metazoa; Arthropoda; Insecta; Lepidoptera; Noctuidae. The coding region runs from base 430 to 1251 and encodes 273 amino acids. Gene Ontology annotation, molecular function: serine-type endopeptidase activity.
GAAAGUCACUAAAGUAGAGACUGAAUAAAUUAAUAACCGACUUGGUAUUACAUGGAUCUCACACCUUUUUACCGCAGAACAACUGAGUGGCGAGACUUGGUUUUUUUGACAAGUAUUGUUUUUGAUGGGAUAAGUUUGUUGCGUUACGUAUUUUAAGAUCAAACGGCUUAAAAGUUGGAACUCAUAUCUUUACGUAGGAUAAGGGCGACACAGAAAAAUACCUCUGUUUCUAUAUCUGAUAAACCACGCAUAAAACUUCUGGUAAACUGGUAAGUUCAUGUCUUUUAGAUAUAAGUAGUUGUUCAGCAACAGCCAUAUAUGCCUACAUUAAAAAUAAAACAAUAAUAAGUAAGUGCCUUUAUAUUGCCAUGGUAAUAAAACAAAAACCGUUACAAUUUUACGACUAAACUGUAAUAUUUAAAAUAGCAAAUGUACUUUAUUUUCAUGCGUCAUGUUUGCAUUAAAUAUGUACUGUUUUAUAUUUUAGUAAAUAAAAAAUUAUCAGAGACCUUGAAAAUAAAGAAAACCCUUCGCAUUCAUGGAGGGAGAGAUAUCCAGAGUGAUGAGUAUCCGUUUGUUGUAAUGCUUGCUCAGAUCGAUACUAUCUAUAAUUGGGCGGAUAGGCUGUGCACCGGAGCCAUGAUCACCGAUCAGUGGGGGCUGACGGCGGCGCACUGCUCGCUCUUCCGCAACAAAUAUUACGUGUGGUACGGGAACUUCACUAUAUCCCCAGUAAACUCGCAACUCAUGACCGAAAUCCUGAAGUUUGUCAUUCAUCCCUCCUUUCGCCUUUUGACUUUAAAUAACGGCAAGAAAGAUCUACAAGUCGAGAACGACGUGGGUCUUUUCCGCAUCCACAAGCUUGACUUUAAGCAUUAUGGUGUGCUACUUGCGGCCGAUUACGCAUCAUUGUUAGGACUACCUGUUACGUAUGUUGGAGGUGGCUUGACCCGCAACAAAAUGAAGGUCGACGAUGUUUUCAGACCACUGCAGGUCGGCGAAGCAACUAUCGUAAGCUGUGACGAAGAAUUGAGAAGUAAAUCGAAGUAUAUACUAUGCCUCGCUCCGAAAUGCUCAAACCGGCUGCAACGACCGUGGUACGGGGACUCGGGAGGCCCGCUACUUUGUGAUGGCAACAUUAUCGGAGUAUGUUCUUAUGGCAUUGAGAGCAAAGUCAUGUCGAAAAUGGCUUAUGCUCCAGUCAGUCCCUACAUAGACUGGAUCUAUCGCGUGAUUAAUGACACAAAAUAGUGUUUAUUAAAAUUAUCCAUUUGUAUUCGUCAUCCAACUACUGACAAAAAGUAGACACGUAGUUUUUUAAUAAAAAAAUCG